This is a messenger RNA of Rhizopus microsporus ATCC 52813, 2320 nucleotides long. RefSeq lists its product as uncharacterized. The transcript has 4 exons. The coding region runs from base 174 to 2237 and encodes 687 amino acids. The record is from RefSeq and is a predicted model, not a curated record. Gene Ontology annotation, molecular function: zinc ion binding; sequence-specific DNA binding. Gene Ontology annotation, biological process: regulation of DNA-templated transcription. Lineage: Eukaryota; Fungi; Mucoromycota; Mucoromycetes; Mucorales; Rhizopodaceae.
AUCAAGAAGCUGUGGUUUUACUGUCCAUGCCCGUUCUACAAUAUAAAUUACCAAUCUAUCUCUUGUUGAGCUUGGUCCUAUAUCACAACUGAAAAUGGAGGGUGCUCGUAAAUAGCAGAAGAUGUAUUCAGUGCGGCAUUUUAAUUUGUUUUUCUCUCUCUUUUUAUUUCUUCAUGUCAAGUUCUGCGCUUAUUGCCGCCAAAAAGAGAGUCGAAGUCUCGUUAAAGAAAUUUGAAAUACCAACAGAAAAUAAACCAGAAAAGACAAAAGAAUGUAACAAUGGUGCUCUUUAUUUAUCUUUGUUACAGUCACGUCUCAAUUGGGCAACAUCAAUCUUUGUAAAAUAUAAACCAGAUGGAGAACAGCAACCAAGAAGAGCUCCAGCCACUCGAAGAAAGUGGCCAAACAUGAAAUACUUGGGAUCGUGUACACUUCAUUUAGGCCCACACUUAUUUCAAGAUACAAGCUUUUAUGAAGCAACUCGGUCAGAAUCAUGGUCGAGGAUUAUUGAAGCCCAUCAAGGCGUUUCAGUAAAAAGAGACGAUCCUGAAGAAUCAACUAAUGAACAACCUAAUGAAAUAGACAUAGCAAGUAGCGAUCAACAAAAUAAUAGCAGUAGUAGUAGUAGUGGUAAUGACAACAUUGAAGGGAAUAUAAAUGGCAACCAUCAGCAAGAACCACUACAGCUUCAAUGGACUGAUGUCGUGUUUGAACUGAAAGAAGUACCAAGUGAACGUUAUGUGUUUCCAAAGGAAGCACUGAUCUCCGUAUGCAAUGACCCACUCGAAGUGAGGGUAUCGUUUGCAUUACCUUUAGAUCCAGAUAUGGCAGACGGUUUUUUUGAUACACCAAAAGACAAAAUACUAAAACAUGGGCACAAGUAUGAUGUGGAGUAUGUUAACCAUAUCCUAGCGACGACAACAGAAAAACAAAAGAUAGAAUUACCAUUUGAACAGUACGAACCAGCCAACAUUCUAUUAUCAAACGUGAACCCAGAGAUCGUAGAAGCGGUGAAACGUGUGGUUCAAGAUCCAAAAGACGUAAAGAAGAGACUAAGUCUAAAAGUAAGCCUGUUCCCACAAAAGAGAUACAUUCAAUUCGACAACAAUAAGGCACAAGAGAUUAAGAAUCUCUUGAUGAGGAUACAGACAGUGCCUGAUAUCAUAACUGGACCCAUCAUGGCAGAAAAAAAGAGAAAUGAAAUCUUGAAUGCUAUAAAGCUCGGCAAACGAGAGCGAGAUGAAAAGUUUGAGGCUGAGUUGCCCAAGACAAAAAUGCCUGGUAUAAGAGACGAAAGUAUGUUACGGUGUACAUACUGUGGUACUAAAUAUACAUCCAUGUGGAGACCUGGCCCUGGAGGUCAUGGUACGCUUUGUAACAGCUGUGGCAUUCAGUGGAAACGAGGUGAAAUCUUGGAAGGUGCGCCUGUGAUCAGCCUGAGGGAAGAAAGAAAGCUGCUGUGGGAAAGAAAGCAACGAGAGAAAGCAGCUGAAGCACUUGAGAUGGAAAAGUUGGAAAAAGAUAACAAAAAGCUACAAAGAAAACUCGAACGAACAGUAACUGAUGCGUCAUGUUCAGAUGGAACAAGAGGUGCUUAUUUUGCAGCACAGUUGGUUCAACAGCGACAAAACAAAUUCAAAAAGGACGCUUCUCCCACCAACGAUCAAGCUUCAUUAUGUGCGUCCAAUAGUUCAGGCCAUAUAUCACUUCCUCCAACACCUACAAACACCACCAACACGACACCACCGUCAAUGAUACCGAUAGCACCAGGACAACAACAACAACAGCAGCAGCAAGCAAGUAUUCCUGCUCCUACAACUCAACCUUUUUCUCUGUAUAGUGCAGGUGGUAUUCCUUUGCCAACGUUAUCCAUUGAUUUUGGAGGAGCCCUAACGUUUUCUCAUCCCAAUUGUGGCAUCACACUCCUGGACAUCUUUUUCUCUAUCAGACUAUGUAAAGAUGGAUAUGAGCAGACCACGAUACAGAUCGAUAAAAGAGAAUUGGUCAAUUCAUCGUUUGAAAUUAUAAAAGAAGGAGAUGCUCAGAAUACGCGAGAAAUUCUAAAGAUGAAUAUAGCGUCAGCUGAACCUAAGGCUAUUAAUGCCUUUGGAACUAUGCUCAUGAUUGACAGCCAACAACCAAUAACUGUACGCUUUCUAGAAAAGUUAGACCCAAGUGGAGGUGCUGUCGUUCAGAGAAUCUUACAGCGAUGGCUCGUUACAUUUCCUCAACAAUAGAAAGGGAUAAUAUUUUUAGUUUUAUUAAAUGAUUAUGAUACAAAUGAUCUUCUAUUCAGUCUUUUCCUCCUUCUUCUCUUCUU